CCUCUUUCUCUCCUGCCCCCAUGAACGUCGCUGGUCCCUCACGACUACGUGGUUCACGUCCGAUCCCGGAUCCAAGAGAAACAGAUAAUCAUGAGGAAGAUCUUACCCGUAUGAUCGCUGAACUAGCCCUAUAUGAUAACAGAGAGCGUCGAGGAAAGGGGUUUUCUGAUCGUGAAGUUGCUUUCAGAUUGUUGAUGCAGAACGCUCGAGAACUUGCAGAGUUCAAUGCUGAUCUGGCACUUGCCCAGCGACUUGCCGACGGAAAUGAGGAAGCAAAUCCUACACCUGGGCCCGCAACAGCAAUGCGACAGAUGCUGCGCUCCAACGACGUCGGAAAAACCAGAUCAGAGAUACAAAUAUGGAAUCAAUUGGUCGACUCCUUUCUUUCGACGCCCAUAUCGAGUGGUCAGACUACACCAAACCCAGGCCAAGUGCCAACUAUCAUAGCUAGAGCUCCUCGGUGAGACCUGUUAUGAUACUGGUGUUACAUUUAAAUUGAACGUAACAUCACAAGCAGGGCAACUGGUCACAAUUGUGUGAUUUGUCAGGAUCCUAUUUUUGGAGAGGAAGUUCUGGCACCAUGCAAUCACUUCUUUGAUAUCGGCUGCAUCACAAAUCUAUUCCAGUCAGCAAUGCGCGACGAACGCCUGUAUCCUCCUCGAUGUUGUCAUCAGAACAUUCCGCUCCUGCAAGUUCGGCCUCACUUGACACAGGCAUUCCUCUCCGAGUUUGAACUCAAAGCUCAAGAAUUUGGGACCCUGAAGCGUGUUUAUU
Messenger RNA from Suillus subaureus, 774 nucleotides. RefSeq lists its product as uncharacterized. The record is from RefSeq and is a predicted model, not a curated record. The coding region runs from base 21 to 464 and encodes 147 amino acids. Lineage: Eukaryota; Fungi; Basidiomycota; Agaricomycetes; Boletales; Suillaceae. The transcript is spliced from 4 exons.